Messenger RNA from Exserohilum turcica Et28A, 1396 nucleotides. RefSeq lists its product as uncharacterized. The record is from RefSeq and is a predicted model, not a curated record. NCBI's taxonomy places the organism in Eukaryota, Fungi, Ascomycota, Dothideomycetes, Pleosporales, Pleosporaceae. The transcript is spliced from 2 exons. The coding region runs from base 193 to 1194 and encodes 333 amino acids.
CUCAUCGACCAGGCGACUGCUUAUUCACUCGACGGCGUAUGCACCGAGCUUACUGUCAGCCGCUCUUCGUAUCCCAGCGUGCUUCGCCACGCUUGCAUCGGGCCUCCGUCCCAGCCCUCGACUUAGAUACAUACAUAUAGCUUCGGGCCAGCUCGUCUCCGAGCCACAGCCAUUCCACCCCAUACGUACACCAUGGAAACCUCACGGAGCAAGGAAACCGCUCGCGUGCCCCCGCCCAUCGUAACAUCGGCACCGCCAGUCGCAAUGCCGUCGCCGCCUCCCUCGCAAUCGGGCCACGCAGGCGACGCCAAAGCCUCCAUGGACAUGGUGGACAACAACACGCCGCCCUUCUCGCCAUCGAGCCAGACGCCCGUGCUGCAGCAGGAGCAGGAGGAGUUUGAGGGCACGCUCGACAUCAACAACGACAUACCCACCGAGCAGGACCUCAGCCAAGUGGCGGAUAUGCUGGUGCUCGAUGCCGACGGCCAGAGCCGGCCCUUCAAGGAGCUCUACCAGGCGCCGCAUGUUGCUUCGCGACAGCUCAUCAUCUUCAUCCGGCAUUUCUUCUGUGGAAACUGCCAAGAAUACCUACGCACGCUGGCCUCAUCCAUCACGCCCGACGACCUCCUCGCGCUCCCCACGCCGACCUUCAUCACCGUCAUUGGGUGCGGGCGGCCCGAGCUGAUCCCCAUGUACACGGAGACGACGGGCUGCCCGUUCCCCAUCUACGCCGACCCAACCCGCAAGCUCUACGACCACCUGGGCAUGACUCGCACGCUCAAUCUUGGCGCUAAGCCCCAGUACAUGCAGACCAACGUGCUCAUCAACUCGGUGCAGUCGAUAUUCCAGGGCCUCAGCACAGGCAGGAAGGCGCUCAAGGGCGGCGACUUCAAGCAGGUCGGCGGCGAGUUCUUGUUCGAGAACGGCGAGUGUACGUGGGCGCACCGCAUGAAGACGACGCGAGGCCACGCUGAGGUGUCGGAGAUACGGAAUCUGAUUGGACUGGACAGCACAAAGCCGCCCAUGCGGCGCAAGUGGAGCCAUGAGGUCAAAGGGCCUGAUAAAAACAAAAGAAGAACAUUGAGCUGGGGAAGGCUCCGAAGCAAAAGCAAGGGCGGCAAAGACGUGUCGACAGAUAGAGACAGCAGCAAGCAGACGACGCCAGACCGAAUACUGGAAGAGCAGGGGCCGUAGCGCCAGCGAGUAGAGUAUGUACUGUCAUAGGCGUGGUUACACGGAGGGUAUAGGCCGCUGGGUGGCAGGGAGUAUGGCGUUUUCGACUCGGUGGUCGGGGUCAACAGGAUGCAAGAUACCAAUUCAGCACAGUCUUUUUUGUUGAUGCUUGUUCCAGGCCUACACGCGCUGGUAUGCCGUUAUUACUAUGAUUAUUAUCCGC